Messenger RNA from Pistacia vera, 2646 nucleotides. RefSeq lists its product as uncharacterized. The transcript is spliced from 2 exons. NCBI's taxonomy places the organism in Eukaryota, Viridiplantae, Streptophyta, Magnoliopsida, Sapindales, Anacardiaceae. The record is from RefSeq and is a predicted model, not a curated record.
AUGGCUAAUCUAACUCUCAAAGAGAUGGCUGCACCAACCCUUGACCAACAACCUUUAUGCAUUCGAUACAAUGAUACGGCAGGGGGAGCUUUUGAGCUUAAAUCUGGGAUGAUUCAUCUUGUACCAGUUUUCAAAGGUUUAGCAGGAGAGGAUCCAAAUAAGCAGCUUAAGGAGUUCCAUGUGGUGUGCUCGAGUAUGAAACCAAAUGGAACAAUGGAGGAACAAAUGAAGUUAAGGGUGUUCCCAUUUUCUUUAGCAGAUAGCGCUAAGGAAUGGCUUUAUUACCUACCAUCUGGGGCCAUAACUACUUGGAAUGAGAUGAAGAGGCUUUUCCUGGAAAAGUAUUUUCCAGCAUCUCAAGCCACACUCAUUAGGAAAGAAAUUUGUGGGAUUCGGCAAUACAAUGGGGAAAACUUAUAUGAAUAUUGGGAAAGGUUUAAAAAAUUUUGUGCUAGCUGUCCGUAUCAUCAAAUAAGUGAGCAAUUACUUCUCCAAUAUUUUUAUGAGGGAUUGAUGCCAAUGGAGAGGAGCAUGAUAGAUGCAGCAAGUGGAGGAGUGUUAGUUGAUAAAACUCCUACGGAAGCAAGGAAUUUAAUUACAACCAUGGCGGCAAACUCUCAACAAUUUGAUACUUGAUCUGAUCCACCACCAAGGAAGGUAAAUGAAGUGGGGAUAUCUAAUAAUCUUGAGCAACAAUUGAAUAAUUUGACUGCACUUGUGCAACAAAUUGCAAUUGGACAAGUGAAGACAUGUGGAAUUUGCUCCUGUGUGGGACAUCCUACCGAUAUGUGUCCUACCCUUCAAGAGACAAAUUCGGAACAAGCAAAUGCCAUAGGAGGAUACCAAGGACAACAAAGGCAAAGGUAUGAUCAAUUUUCCAAUACCUAUAAUCCAGGAUGGAAGGAUCACCCCAAUCUUAGCUAUGGAGGAAAUCAACAAGUUGCUGUCACUAAUAAUCCACCCGGUUUACCCACGAGCUCCACAACCAUACCUAGCAAGACCCCAAAAUGUUUCCCAACCUCAAGUGCAAAAAAUUCACCAACCGAUUCUUCCAAUGCAAAACAUCCACCUAAGGAACAAUCUAAAGUUCCUAUUAAUACUUACAAACCUCUUUUGCCUUUUCCUAGUGGGUUUGUCACAUCAAAGAAGGAGGAACAUGAGUAAGAAGUUUUGGACACUUUUAGAAAAGUACAUGUCAACAUUCCUUUGUUGGAUGCAAUAAAGCAAGUGUCGCGUUAUGCUAAAUUUCUUAAAGAAUUGUGCACCAACAAGAGAAAACUUAAGGGAAACGAGGUGGUGAGUGUGGGAGAAAAUGUCUCAGUGGUUUUGCAAGGGAAGCUUCCAACAAAGUGCAAAGAUCUAGGUAGUUUCACCAUACGAUGUAUCAUAGGUAACACAAGGUUUGAGAAAGCAAUGUUAGACUUAAGUGCUUCUAUUAAUGUCAUGCCUUACUCAAUUUAUCUUGAUUUAAAUCUUGGUACUCUUAAAGAGACUGACGUAGUUAUUCAACUCGCUAAUCGAUCUAAUGCUUAUCCAAAGGGAGUUGUGGAAGAUGUUUUGGUGCAGGUAAACGAGCUUGUUUUUCCAGUGGAUUUCUAUGUGCUUGACAUGAAAGAUGAAACAACUGUGAAGACCACGCCAUUGCUUUUGGGGAGACCAUUCAUGAAAACAACCUGUACAAAAAUAGAUGUGCAUAAUGGGACGUUGACAAUGGAGUUUGACGGGGAAGUCAUUCAAUUUAACAUCUUUGACGUAAUGAGGUAUCCUAAUAAUGACAAUGAUUGCUUUUCCAUUGAUGUACUUGACUCUUUAACACAACAAAUGUUCGAGCUUAAGGGUAAAGAUCCAUUGGAAGUGGCAAUAUGGAAUGGGUUGUCAACUGAGGAACCUCAAAGUUUUAAUGAAGACGUAGAGUUGGGAGAAGAGCUAAAUGAAACUAUAACAAUGUUGGAUAAGCUUCCAAAGAAAAAUCCAAGGUAUGAAAUCUCCUAUAUUUCUCUUUCCAUAUCUCAUGAGAAACUUUUACCUUCCAUUGUGCAGGCCCCUAACUUGGAGCUUAAGCCUUUACCAAGUCAUCUCAAGUAUUUAUACUUGGGAGAAGGAGACACAUUGCCCAUGAUUGUAGCGACCAACCUUUCAAAGGUGCAAGAAGAGAAACUUGUUCGUGUGUUGAGAGAGUACAAAACGGCAAUUGGUUGGACGAUUGCUGACAUUAAAGGAAUAAGUCUUUCCAUGUGCAUGCACCGCAUAUUGUUAGAGGAAGGAUCGAAGCCUAUAAGAGAAGCGCAAAGACGGUUGAAUCCACCAAUGAUGGAAGUAGUGAAGAAGGAAAUAAUCAAGUUGUUAGAUGUUGGUGUGAUCUACCCAAUUUCGGACAGUAAAUGGGUUAGUCCGAUCCAAGUAGUUCCUAAGAAAUCCAGCAUAACCGUAGUAACGAAUGAAGAUAAUGACUUAGUUCCCACUCGCAUUCAAACGGGAUGGCGAGUGUGCAUAGACUACCGCAAGCUCAAUGCCACAACAUGUAAAUAUCAUUUUCCUCUUCCAUUUAUCGAUCAAAUGCUUGAACGUUUAGCGGGCCAUUCUCACUAUUGUUUUCUUGAUGGAUUUUUAGGUUAUAGCCAAAUUACGAUUGCGCCGGAAGAUUAA